AUUCUCUAAGUCCCUAUACUGACCGAGGACUGAGGGAGAGAGAAGACGAUAAGCUAAUGAAUCACACAGACACUUAAUUAUUCUGCAGGAGUAAAAGUUCUGAGUGAAUCGGUUAAAGUGGUGGACUGGGUCACAGAGGGCUAUCUCAGGGACCAAAUUGGUCUGGGUUAUAGUGAACUGAACUGGAACGAACCAACCUGAGCUGACCUGGACCGGGACAAAGUGGAACCAUGGCAGCAUUCCCUAUAGGGGUGAAUAAAAGGAGGGACACCAUUACAGCUCUACCUCUGUACUACUCAGGACACCUGCUGAAGAAAUGCACUGGAGAGAAAGUAAGGAGGGAGAGAAUGGUGGAGAGGGAAUAAGGAAUCGUAGAGAGAGAAUGACAGACUGUAAGCAUGAGGGAGAGAAGAGAGAAUGAGAAGGCUAGUGAACUUAUCAAUGUUAGAUUUAGAAAUAUGUAUUUUUAAUGUAUCAAGUAAAGCUGUUGGUCAUGUCUCUGCUAGUGUAGAGUAGUGGACCGCAUGUUGAAUCUGGUUUGGCCUUUUCCAGGACUUCAAGAAAUGUUAUGGAGAGCUCCGUGGAUCUACAAUCUUUCUGUACACAGACCAAAUGCAUGACACAGUAAGAGAAUAGCAGCAUUCAUCUAAUCUCUCAGUUUUAUUGUACUUUAAUCAAGUAUUGGAAUCGAUCUAUGGCUUGACUAAUCGGAUAUGUAAUUCCCUGUCAGUACUCAGAGAAAUUGGACCUUCAGAUGUUGAAGUCGAUGUCGAUGGAUGCUCCCUAUCAAAAGAAAAGGUCGACCAUCUACACUCUCACCCUGUCCAAUGAGGAAGUGCAGCUAAAGGUAAUUUAUGUUACAUUCAGUCAUAUUGCUGCCACUCCUAUACAUAAUGUCUUACUGGCAAAUAGUCAUAUAAAAGUUGUUGCACAAUACUGCAGCCAUAACAGGCAUCUGGGGCAGGAGUACUAACUGUUGAUAUCUGAUGUAGGUGGAUAACCCCGACACAGGAGAGGAGUGGAGAGGCUUCAUCAUGACUGUGGCCACUGUGAGUAUAACACACACACACACUGUCACCAUUAAAUACUUAUUCUGACCCACAUUCCUGAGAGGUAAGUAAAAAGAGAGAGUUUAUAGAUUAAACUAAAGAGCAAAGUAAUCUUGCAAUUUGUUUCACUGGUGCGUGAUUACAGACAGAGAGAAAAAUUAUAAACCUUAGUAUACCUUAGUAUUAUGCAUCUUUUGGGGAUGAUGAUACUGAUGAUGAUGAUGAUGAGGAUGAUGUGCCCUGCAGAGGGAGAUCCCCAGUAAGCUGCAGCUGCUCCCAGGUCAGAUGCUGAGGCUGGAAGAGGUUCUGUCUGAGGAGCAGAAGAGACAGGCCCCCUGUCCCGCUCUGUCUACCACCACCUACCCUAUCCAUCCCUCCUCCUCCCCAGGCAACACAUAUGACAACACCCUCUCUGGAAUCCCCCCGUGAGAAUUGCCAUGUUUCUGUUCCUUAUUUAAUGCAAAAACGUAUUGUUCUCUCCCGGUCUCCUCUCACCCUCCUUUUCUCCUCCUCCCUCCAGCUGUUUCUUCCCUGUAUCUCGUCAGAAGGCAGAGAAGAUGUUGAAAGAGAACACAGAGUACGGCAGCAUCAUCCUCCGUCCCUCGACUGACAACACUAACUACGCCAUCACCUUGAGACAGGACAACCCCAGGUUUUGAACUUUAACACCACACCCCUGACCUUUAACCGCAAACUCCAACACCCUGUAAUUCCUCUGUUACUUACAGGCCUCAAGUAUUUCACCCUCCACUUAACAAACCUGUAUUGAAAACAGCACCUUUACCCUAUAAGACAACAGUGUCUCUGGUUGAGGGACUAGAGAGGAGACCUUGGUGAGUACUCUUAAGACUUACCAGACUCUUUCUAUCUUUUAGUGGCCCAGUGAUGAAGAACUACAAAGUGCUUUCCAUAGACACAGGCUUUGUCAUAGAACUAAAUGUCCCGGUGAGUCCUGCUCCUCCAGCCUGACUCUCAACUGACUCUCAUCCUAUCAGGAUGGGCUCAAAACAUAGCACUGAUAUGAAAGACUACACUCUGUAUACGCUUAGUGCCUUGACAGUCUGUCAAGUUGCUUUUGUGAAAUGACAUGUUUGUCCUAUGCCUGCCUCCAAAAUGAGGUAACUUCCUAAUGUCUGUCUGUUUCAUCAGGUGACUGUCCCUUCCCUGGCAGCGGUGCUAGAUCACUUCCUGAAGGCGACAGAGUUCCGUCUGCACCCAUACCUGGUUCCGCAGACCUACGACACCUGCAUUGGUGAGAGAGCAUCAUAACUCCACAAAUAACUUGAUUCACCACUAAUGUUCUCUCAAAUCUUUUCCAGCACUGAGCAAAUUUCAGGUCUGCUGAGCGAAAACCUGAAUGUUGUGAAAAUUCUGUGCAACUUCCAGCAUGCGUUUACUGUGAACACUGAGGCUGUACCCGCUUUAAGUUACAGUUUCAGACAGUGGUCAACUAGGCUACUGUGGCUAUUUGAUCAUAAUGUAGGCCUACCAGUGGCCUACCAUCAAAAACAAUGGAGAAAAUGGAUCCCAUAACAUUUUACCAUGGAAAUAGCUGUUCUAUCAUUCAGCCUACAGUAGCAGCCAAUGUGUGGUGUUCAAUAUAGGCCUACAUUCCAUGAGACUUUUGGAAAAAAACAUGAAGGGUUUAACAUUAACCUGUUAAUCCACUUGUCCUUCAGACAAGGAGUUGUUGUUUGAUGCAAAAAAACACUUUACAAAAUAAAAUGCAUUAUUAUUCACAUACCAUUAUUACAGAAAAUCUGACAAAUUAUGCUACCCUCUGCCUAUUGGCUACUUAGCUUAUUCAAGCCUGUCUCAAAAUACAACACUGCCCCUUUAAGACAAAAAUAGAUCUUUACCUGACUCGCUUUUCAAAGAUGUCUAGAAAUGUACACAUUUUGUGCUCUUGUAGGAAGCAAUCACUCCACCAUUGCUGACUACAAAUGAUCUAUAACUGGGCUAAUAACUCACUAACUAGCAAAGGAUAUGAACAAAUGUGCACGUGGCUACAUGCAGCUCUUGCUUUGAUCUCAAAACAAGCAAAUCUACUGUCGACCGCUCAUGCCGUAAACACAGUCUAGUUCAAAGUGAAUGGUACAGAUCCAUAUAUGGCAAUGGCCUAUUUGCAUAUAAGCCUAUUGCAGCUCUGAUUGGUUAUGGCGCACCCAUCUGUGUAGAGUACCGGUUGAGUUGUGCCUGUCAAUGCAAUAGAAUCCAACUCCGAUGCAUUCUGCCUACAACAAAAUCUCUUGCAUAGUUAGUUUUGUAUACUAAGUUUUGCAUAGUUCAUUUUGUUUUGGUAUGUUGCAUUGAAAGUGGCUAAUAUUGUAUCGAUUAGAUCACAAUUCCCGCAGUAAAGGGCAACGUUGAUAGUGUUGAUUAACUAAAUCUAGAAAGUUGAGUGAAGUUCAAUCUCAUGCUUCUCUGCGUGGACUGAUAUUUCUUCUGCGCAGCUCCCCCUGCACACACACGCAGUUUAAAGGGAACAUUGUUCACCACUUAAGGCUAAACGUAUCCCCAUAAUGAUCAUAUCAUUACUCCUGUAUCAUACAGUGUGUGUAACUUGUGACCUGUGCCCAUCAGAGCUGCCACCCGAAAAGUCCACUUUGCCAUCCAAAACGGUCCCGAUGGCAACAGUGGCACCGAUGACCCACACACAGUCCCCGGUGGGGGACACCCCUCCCUCCUAUCCCAUACCGCCACUUCCAACCAAAGCCACAGAGGCAGGGAACGAAUAUCAGGACGCAGAUGACAUAUCAACCCCAGGUGUGUCUCAAUAAGCUUCAGAGCGUCAGUGUGUUUACAAUAGAUGUGGGUGCAGUCCCAGACUUUUACUUUAAUUGAUCUUCUGUCUGUCUCUACUUUCGGUCUUUACUCUCCAUCUGACCUGAAGAUCUGCAUCAGGAGCUUUGCAUAGCAGUACAGAGGAGGAGGGAACAGAUCUACACAGGAGCACCGUUUUUACGCCCUACACAAAAAUAACACGCACGCACAGCAACACCAUCACACUGUCACAGAGGAAAACACACUCCAGUUUAAUCAACUCUACAAGGGCGUUGUCUAAAUCACCACUAACAGUAUGUAGCUACGUCAUCUACAACAUCUAGCAUGGUUUUAUUUCUCACAUAAAGUGGUAUACAAGCAGUGGAAUUUGUACCAUAAAGUCAUGAUGGCAAGGCAACAUCCUGAAAAUCAUCCUUGUGCCAAUGCCAAUAUGUGUAGAAUGGAUUUCAGUGAAUCA
Coregonus sp. 'balchen' is the source of this 4290-nucleotide messenger RNA. Lineage: Eukaryota; Metazoa; Chordata; Actinopteri; Salmoniformes; Salmonidae. The record is from the annotation of a GenBank genome assembly.